AUGGCUGUAGCUGGUAAUUUCCAAUGCUGGGUGACUGGAGAUGCCAUGUGGGCUUCAUGCGGCGGACUGGGAGCCCCCAAUGCUCGGACAUACUCAAUACCAGAUUCACAAAUGCACUGCCCUCACAACCCUCCCUAUCGAUACUUACGUCGCUCUACAGCUACUGGAAGACAUGUCGCCAGGUCGUGUGGUAACCUGGGUCCGUCAUACCGCUAUCGCUCAACGCCUCAGAAGCUCGUGAUGACUUCUAGGCCUGCCUCAGGCGGGGCCAUCUUCGUUGGAUCUGACAUUGCCGACCUCCUGGCACCCAUGAAAAUCAACGCCCCUCAUGCUCUCGAUACGUACAUGCAGCUACUGGCGCUCCUUGCGGAGGCAGGCGAGCCUCGAGAACCGGCUCAAGGCCGCUUUCUCCAACGCCGAAGGCCCCGUUGCAACCCACAACUCGAUGUCGCAAGCAGCCUCGCAGUUUGGAAUUACCCCGCGACGGAGAACCAACUGCCUACAAUCUUCGAAACCUCCGGCCAUCUCCCCGAACCACAAACCCCGCAGCUCCGAUCUCCGAUCAAGACAACAAAACCAGACAAUCAGCGCGACGAUGCUGUGUUCUAUACCUUCCGUGACACAUGCAGAGCCCUCGAGCCUUACCAGAUCGCACUGGCGAUGUGGUUGCUGGGCUGCCUCGAAACGCGGAGAGCUCUUCCAUCGAGGACAAAGAAUCGACACGGACAAAGAGCAACGCGACCGCCCAUACAAUGUCAGGAGACUUACUGCGCACAGCGGCAUCGUAUUGCUCCGCCUCGGCGAAGCAUACGACAGCUUCGCUGGUGA
Messenger RNA from Alternaria rosae, 828 nucleotides. RefSeq lists its product as uncharacterized. The coding region runs from base 1 to 828 and encodes 275 amino acids. The transcript has 3 exons. Lineage: Eukaryota; Fungi; Ascomycota; Dothideomycetes; Pleosporales; Pleosporaceae. The record is from RefSeq and is a predicted model, not a curated record.